Molecule: messenger RNA, 2351 nt
Organism: Cyprinodon tularosa
Lineage: Eukaryota; Metazoa; Chordata; Actinopteri; Cyprinodontiformes; Cyprinodontidae
Gene: gspt1l
Product: G1 to S phase transition 1, like
Exons: 13
Coding region: 231-1907 (558 amino acids)
Biological process (GO): translation
Cellular component (GO): translation release factor complex
Molecular function (GO): translation release factor activity; GTP binding; GTPase activity
Source: RefSeq, a predicted model, not a curated record
GCUUCGCGCCAAGCAGGUCGACCGAAGGCACAGAGUAGCUCACGCGGACAGUCUCUGGGAGUGCUGAGUCGAUCCUGUCCGGAGCGGCAGAGCGGAGCGGCGGGUCUUCUUCAUAUGAACCGGAGCAGCAGCGGAGCCAGGGAGGACCGAGCAGCCGAGCGGGUUAGACUCUGAGCAGGACCGAGAACCGCGCAGCUCCGACCGCACUCAGUCACAAGCCAAGAGCCACGAUGGACCCCAGAGACACGGCCCCUGAUUCCUGGGAACAGGAGGACGAGGCCGCGGCGGACGGGCGGCUGGAGGCGGCCUUCACCGCCCUCAACGUCAACGCCAAGCCGUUUGUUCCCAACGUGAACGCGGCAGAGUUUGUUCCGCCUGCUGCGGUGGGAGCGGAGACGCUGGAACCCGCUGCUCCCGUGGAGAACGGCGACGCAGAGAUGACGGCAGAGGAGCCGUGGGACCAGAAAGACGAAGAGCCGACGCAGGAGGAGCCGGGAGGCGGCGACCGAGGACCGGAGGAAGCGGCCACGCCGGAGGACACGCCUCCUGAAAUGAUGAUGGAGGAGGAGGAGGAGGUGUUGGUGCCAAAGGUACCAGCUGUACAGCCAGACGCUCCUAAGAAGGAGCACAUCAACGUGGUUUUCAUCGGACACGUAGACGCUGGGAAGUCGACCAUCGGAGGACAGAUUAUGUAUCUAACGGGCAUGGUGGACAAGAGGACCUUAGAGAAGUACGAGAGGGAAGCUAAGGAGAAGAACAGAGAAACCUGGUACCUGUCCUGGGCUUUGGACACCAAUCAGGAGGAGCGGGACAAGGGGAAGACGGUGGAGGUGGGCCGGGCGUACUUCGAGACGGACAAAAAGCACUUUACUAUCUUAGACGCUCCGGGCCACAAGAGCUUCGUGCCCAACAUGAUCGGCGGCGCUUCCCAAGCUGACCUGGCGGUUCUGGUGAUCUCUGCCAGGAAAGGGGAGUUUGAGACGGGCUUUGAGAAGGGCGGCCAGACGCGGGAGCACGCCAUGCUGGCCAAGACGGCUGGCGUCAAGCACCUGAUCGUCCUGGUCAACAAGAUGGACGACCCCACAGUCGGCUGGAGCCUGGAGAGGUAUGAGGAGUGUAAAGAGAAGCUGGUGCCGUUCCUGAAGAAGGUGGGCUUCAACCCAAAGAAGGACAUUCACUUCAUGCCUUGUUCUGGCCUCACUGGAGCCAACCUCAAGGAGCCCACCGACCUUUGCCCCUGGUACACAUGUCUGCCCUUCAUUCCACACCUGGACAGUUUGCCAAACUUCAACAGAUCCAGCGACGGUCCCGUCCGAUUGCCCAUCGUAGACAAAUACAAGGACAUGGGGACCGUGGUCCUCGGGAAGCUGGAGUCGGGUUCCAUCAGUAAAGCUCAGCAGCUCGUCAUGAUGCCCAACAGGCACGUGGUGGAGGUUCUGAGUCUCCUCUCGGAUGACGUGGAGACGGAGGACGCAGGUCCAGGUGAGAACCUGAAGCUGCGGCUGAAGGGGAUCGAGGAAGAGGAGAUUCUGCCGGGCUUCAUCCUCUGUACCUCUGACAGUCUGUGUCAUUCGGGUCGGACCUUCGACGCUCAGAUCGUCAUCAUUGAACAUAAAUCCAUCAUCUGUCCGGGUUACAACGCCGUGCUUCACAUCCACACGUGCAUCGAAGAGGUCCAGAUCACGGCUUUGAUCUGCCUGGUGGACAAGAAGACCGGAGACAAGAGCAAGACGCGUCCGCGGUUCGUUAAGCAGGACCAGGUGUGCAUCGCCCGUCUGCGCACGGCGGGAACUAUCUGCCUCGAGACCUUUAAGGACUUUCCUCAGAUGGGCCGCUUCACCCUACGGGACGAAGGUAAGACCAUCGCCAUCGGGAAGGUCCUGAAGCUGGUCGCUGAGCGGGACUGAGGAGGACGGCGCCGCCUGGAGUCUCUGUGAGAAGGACGUGGCCUCUGUCCUCGGCAGCGGCGGCGGCUCCCCGUCGCGCCUCGCCGUGCGUCUUGAAGUUGAGCUCUGGGAAACAGAGGCGUGUUUUUAAACUGAAUGCUAGCGGCAGGAGUCGGCUUUCUCAUAUUGAGAUCUCCGUUCUGCCGUUCUGGGUCCAGCUCUCCCAUUCCUCCAUUAAACCAGCUCUUUUCUUCCACUUUCCAUUUCUCUGGCCGCCGCUCGCAGGUGGCCGAACUUCCGCCAUGAACACAAGGACCAGGAUGCUGGAUGAGAUUCCGAGGACUGGAAGUUUUCUCGGUUCUGUUUCCUUUUGCUUUUACCCAGUUUUGUUUCUGACGCUCUGGCUGUUAGCUGCAGCGUUGAUCAAAUGUUAAAGCUGUUCCAAUAAAACAUUGAUUGGGAAAA